Messenger RNA from Gossypium raimondii (Peruvian cotton), 960 nucleotides. Its product is annotated as 60S ribosomal protein L18-2. Gene Ontology annotation, molecular function: RNA binding; structural constituent of ribosome. Gene Ontology annotation, cellular component: ribosome; cytosolic large ribosomal subunit. Gene Ontology annotation, biological process: translation. The transcript has 5 exons. The record is from RefSeq and is a predicted model, not a curated record. Lineage: Eukaryota; Viridiplantae; Streptophyta; Magnoliopsida; Malvales; Malvaceae. Bases 131 to 694 code for a protein of 187 amino acids.
UGGACUUCAGCUUUGAACGGAAUUUCACCAUUUUACCUAACAAAACCCUACCUUUCUCCCCCUUAAGGCCAUUUGUUCUUUCAGCAGCGCCGCCCACCCCCUUCCCCCGAAGCAGCAGUGAUCACCGGCAAUGGGUAUCGAUUUGGUCGCCGGCGGCAAGAGCAAGAAGACAAAGCGAACUGCUCCGAAGUCUGAUGAUAUCUACCUCAAGCUCCUCGUCAAGCUUUACAGGUUUCUAGUAAGGAGGACUGGGAGCAAAUUCAAUGCCGUGAUUUUGAAGCGGCUUUUCAUGAGCAAAGUCAACAAACCGCCAUUGUCUCUCUCGAGAUUGAUUCAAUACAUGAAGGGCAAGGAGGAUAAGAUUGCUGUGGUAGUUGGGACCGUCACCGAUGACAUUCGAGUGUAUGAAGUUCCGGCACUGAAGGUUACUGCAUUAAGGUUCACUGAGACGGCGAGGGCAAGGAUCGAGAAGGCCGGUGGGGAAUGUUUAACGUUUGACCAACUUGCUCUUCGAGCACCUCUUGGGCAGAACACGGUUCUCCUCCGAGGUCCAAAGAAUGCUCGUGAAGCUGUGAAGCACUUCGGACCAGCUCCUGGUGUGCCACACAGCCACACCAAGCCCUACGUGCGGUCAAAUGGAAGGAAAUUCGAGAGAGCUAGAGGAAGAAGGAACAGCAAAGGCUUCAGGGUUUGAGUUCACCACUAUCAACCUAUCAUCACCAAAAUGGGUAUUUUCCCUUUUUUUUUUUAGUGUGAUUGAACAUGUUUUUCUUUUUUGGAUAUCCAUCCAUUGUUUCCAUUUUCAGAAUUAAAUAUGAGAGAUUAUGUUGCCCCGUGUUAGGGUCAGCUAAUAUAAUGGUAACUUUACUUGGAAUCUUAGAUGUUUUGCAAGUAUUUUGCAGAUUGUUUUCAUCUGGGUAUAAUCAAUUUGAUCUCAAGCAAGUUGAUUUAUUGAGCAAA